GCGGGUGGGCGAUGGGCUGCUUGGACGGGCUGGUUGAAGUUCUUGGGGGACUUUGGUCGGAUAGCCGUGUGGAAGUUUGUGGCUUGUUCCAAAUAUUCCAAUCCGCACUGAGUGGUUACAUGUACCCUGCUGCACCCCAAUAACCACCAGACGUUUGUAAGAAUGCGGGGCAAAUUUCCGCGCCACGACAUUUGCUCCGGAACCGGCCGUGUUCGAUAUCGACUGCCUUCUGGUACUUUUGUAAUCACCCCUUCCACCUACCCUUCACCACAUCUCCACGUACUAUAAUAGCAGUAAAGCAUUCUCGGCAUUACGCAAACUCCGGAAGAAUCAUGACCUGAGCCGCGCACGACGGGAAAGGACCGGCGACCAGACCAUCUCGGGCGCAUCGCGCCUUCUUCCUCCGCGCUACGAUCGCUCUGUCCAUUCCGGCAAGAACGCUGGAAGGACUUGAGGGUCAGGAAAGUCAUGGAAGACUCGCACGUGAUGACUCUGGCGGAGCAGGUGAUGGCGGGCUUCGAAGCGCUGCAGGAGGAGUAUCGGAGCUUGUUCGCGCAGCAGCAGAGUCUGGAGAGGAAGCUCGCCACGGCGAGGGAGCAAUACAACGACGCCAUCAGGCUGUACGGGUCAGGCUUGGCGAGCAGUCCGCCUCUUAGCCUUUCGUCUUCUGCGUCGCCCAACAAGGAUUCUGCGUCUAUCGACACUACUCCAGUAGCCGACUUAGUUGCACGAAAUAUUGAGAGGAGGGAUGUGGCGGAUAGAAUCAGAGGGGCAGUGACCGCGGCCGAAGCGUUACGGAGAGGUGUUGCUAAACCACAGACGGAUCACGCUGCAGGCGUGAAGAUAUGGUCUGGACCUGCUGCAGAUCAAACACACCCGACGUGCGCCCUAAUGCCAUCUAUCAUGGAGUCACCGCUAGAGCAAGACUUCACAGUCGAGGGCAAGCCGAGUCAACUCGGAUGUCCGUUUGCGAGCAUGGCCAACAAGAAGCUAUCAUCACACGCCGCGAGCGUGCUGAGCCGCUACAACACUCGCGAGAGCAGUGGAGCUGUGCCGAGCACCGCGGCAAGCUCGGUCAGUAGGAUCAAUGGCAGAGAUAGCUUCUCAAAGCGAGGGAGUAGAAGGGCGAGCUUCGUGGACCCUAUUAAGGCGGAGAUAUGCGGCUUGUCGGAUCAUAACGCACAGCCUCGUGAGGCUGCCGCACACGAGACCACGGAGCACGUUGAAAACGUAGAGGUCGGAGUAUGCCCCAUCCGAUUCCUCGACCAACACUCCCCCGAAGAGGUGGCGACGUACUUUGAGAAGCACAAGCACGAACUUCCGCGCUCACACGAAGUAUGCGUGCGGCGCUACCAAAGCAACGAAGAGCAGAUACGCGAGCUCGAUGCCAAGUACGGCAAUCUCGUGUCGAUGAUCCAAGGUCUAGGCGUCAAGCACAAGGAAUACCUACCCCAAGAACCUGAGCACGAUCUCGAUGGCGAAGAAGAGGAUGCAGCCCACGUCGACGCGAAGAGCGCGGCGAAGAUUCAGAAGUGGGCCAGCAGCGUCUCAGCACAAGCGGGCAUCGAGCCCGCCUCUGCACCAUCAGCAGAGAAUGUCGAAGAGAGACAACCCCACUUUGACCGCCCCAUGCGUGAGAUACGCGUUGGCGAGUCGCCGAGUCGACCGUGGGGUCUGCCCGUACCCGCGAAAUAUCUCGAGCAUGUCCAGAGCGAAACGAGUAGCGUACCCGCGCAUAUCACGUCGCCGGCGACUGAGCCGAGGGAGAACGAGAAGAAAGCAGCGGCCGCUACGUGCCCGUUUGGCUUUGAUCGGAAAGUCCCGCCUCUGGAUGCUCGGGCUGAAGAUGAAGCUCAAGCUCAGACGAGGCCGACUCAGACGAGCGUGCCGGAGCAUGAGCCUACAGCGUCGGUGCCGUUACCGACCAAGUCAGCACAACCAGCUUUUGUCGCACCACAGCUGCCGGCUGGUGAAGCGGCGGAGGGGUCUAACCAGCGUUCUUCGGAGCAAGCUCGUAUGCUCUUUACGGGUCCGGUGUUCAUUGGGUAUAGCGCUGAGGAUGCGGCGAAGAUUCUAAGGGAGAGCGGGAUGGGUGGGCAGCGGUGAGUGUUGGGUAUGUUUGUGUAUGAGGAUCUGUGGCUUGGGGGGGGGCUUUAUGGCUAUGAUAGCGUUCGAGCGAAGAUUAUGACGAUGAUGCUCUCCUUACAUAUGACGACACGUGUACGCACACGGCUGAUUAGAUAUCCCUUGCCGACGUACUGCCAGUCCGAUAUAGUGCAUACCACGUCCCAGCGCUACCGCAGAGAUGAAAGAGUAAUCGUGCAAGCUACAAUGACAAUGACCUAG
Messenger RNA from Baudoinia panamericana UAMH 10762, 2346 nucleotides. RefSeq lists its product as uncharacterized. The record is from RefSeq and is a predicted model, not a curated record. Lineage: Eukaryota; Fungi; Ascomycota; Dothideomycetes; Mycosphaerellales; Teratosphaeriaceae. The transcript is spliced from 2 exons. The coding region runs from base 469 to 2106 and encodes 545 amino acids.